GCGAUUUCAUGCUCGUUUUUGACUCUCUUCUUUCUGUACUUUACGCGGACGCGACCGCCAACUUCAAUCCGAUUCUCUCUCUCUCUCUCUCUCUCUUCACGGGCUUUCUCUCUCCUCCGUCUUAGCGUUUAUUUCGGGUUUCCCGACACCGCUCCACCGCCGGAACUCCACCGCACUUGUCCCCGCAAAACCUUCUAUUCCGUCGGUCAACGGCUAGAGUUGAGCGUCUUCUGACUUCGGGGCGUGAGCCGAAGUGAAGAGGCUGUGCUUGAUUGUUUUCGGCUGGAGUUUGCAGAUCUGAGCAGAGGCGGAGUGAGUUCUGGGGUUUGAUAGAGUUGGUUUAGGAGUGAAUGUCGUUGUUGUACUGUGUUUGUAUGUUGUGGUGAGUUUAGGGGGGGAAUGUGAAGGUUGUUGAUGGUUGUGCACGGACAAGGAAGAGCCGUGGUCGUCGGCGUGGUUGAUGAUGACUGGAAUUCUUCAGAGAGAUCGGAGCGGGAGGUGGUGGUGGUGUGCCAGUGAGGCUUUCACAUGGAAUGGCAGAUCUUGUUAGCUAUGGUAAUGCCGACCCUGACAUCGAGCAGGUGCUAAUUGCUUUGAAGAAGGGUGUUCAAUUACUAAAAUAUGGUCGGAAGGGCAAACCUAAAUUUUGUCCAUUUAGACUUUCUGAAGACGGAUCAUCUUUAGUCUGGAUUUCUAGUAGUGGAGAAAGAAGUUUGAAGUUAGCUUUAGUCUCAAGAAUUAUUCCUGGACAAAGAACUGCUGUUUUCCAACGAUAUCUGUGUCCUGAAAAGGACUACUUGUCUUUUUCUCUCAUAUACGACGACGGAAAACGAUCUCUUGACCUGAUCUGUAAGGACAAAGUUGAGGCACAGGUGUGGAUUGCUGGCCUUAAAGCAUUAAUAUCCUCUGGGCAAGGUGGGCGCUCAAAAAUUGAUGGAUGGAGUGAUGGAGUCCUCUGCUUUUAUGACAACACAGAAUUGAUAUCCAAUAGUGCAAGCGACAGCUCAGUAAGUGCUACAAGAGAUAUUAGUUCUUCAGAGGUUUCUGUCAGUUCCAACACAAUUACUUCUCCCAAGAGCAACAUGCCUGAGAAUCCUGUGCAUUCUGAAAGACCACAUGUAGCUUUGGACCAAAUAAAUAUGCAAGGAAAAGGUUCUGGUUCAGAUGCUUUUCGGGUUAGUGUUUCUAGUGCCCCAAGCACCUCUAGUCAUGGUUCUGGCCUGGAUGACUGUGAUGCUUUAAGGGAUGUAUAUAUAUGGGGUGAGGUAAUAUGUGAUACUAUUGUAAGGGUUGGGCCUGAUAAAAAUACAAAUUCUUUGAGCUCAAGAGCUGAUGUGUUGCUUCCCAGACCAUUAGAGUCCAAUGAAGUUUUGGAUGUACAUCAUAUAGCGUGUGGGGUCCGGCAUGCUGCUUUAGUCAGUAGGCAAGGUGAAGUUUUCACAUGGGGUGAAGAAUGUGGAGGACGGCUUGGCCAUGGUGUUCGGAAAGAUUUUACUCAACCUUGCUUAGUUGAAUCAUUAGCAGUUUGCAGUGUUGAUUUUGUUGCAUGUGGAGAAUUUCAUAGUUGUGCUGUUACAAUGUCUGGUGAACUCUACACGUGGGGAGAUGGGGCACAUAACGCAGGGCUUCUUGGUCAUGGUACUGAUGUCAGUCACUGGAUACCCAAGAGAAUUGCUGGUCCCCUUGAGGGGCUUCAAGUUGCUAUGGUUUCUUGCGGUCCGUGGCAUACAGCCCUGAUAACUUCAACAGGACAGCUCUUUACAUUUGGUGAUGGAACUUUUGGUGUUUUGGGCCAUGGAGACAGGGAAAAUGUUUCAUACCCUAGGGAGGUUGAAUCUCUUUCAGGCUUGAGGACAAUUGCCAUUGCAUGUGGAGUGUGGCACACUGCUGCUGUGGUGGAGGUUAUCGUAACCCAGUCUAGUGCAAGCGUUUCAUCUGGAAAGCUGUUUACUUGGGGCGACGGAGAUAAAAAUCGUCUUGGACAUGGAGACAAGGAACCUCGGCUUAAACCUACGUGUGUCUCAGCACUUAUCGAUUACAAUUUUCAGAAAAUUGCUUGUGGGCAUAGUUUAACUGUUGGCUUGACCACAUCUGGGGAUGUGUUCACAAUGGGGAGUACCGUUUAUGGUCAGCUUGGUAACCCCCAAUCUGAUGGAAAGCUACCUUGCUUGGUGGAAGAUAAGCUUCAUGGGGAAUCAGUUGAAGAAAUUGCCUGUGGUGCCUAUCAUGUGGCAGUAUUAACAUCUAGAAAUGAGGUCUAUACUUGGGGAAAAGGAGCUAAUGGGAGAUUGGGCCAUGGAGAUAUUGAGGAUCAGAAAACACCUACUUUAGUUGAAGCUUUAAAAGACAGACACAUCAAAUAUAUUGCUUGUGGGUCAAACUACACGGCAGCUAUAUGUCUUAACAAAUUGGUUUCUGUUGCUGACCAUUCUCAGUGUUCAGCUUGUAGACAGGCUUUUGGCUUUACCAGAAAGAGGCACAACUGCUAUAACUGUGGGCUUGUGCACUGCCACUCUUGCAGUUCCAGAAAAGCAUUAAGAGCUGCACUGGCUCCUACUCCCAGCAAACCAUAUCGUGUGUGUGAUUCUUGUUUUGCCAAACUGAGCAAGAUGGCAGAAGCUGGUGGUAAUAAUAGGAGAAAUUCUGUACCUCGCCUUUCAGGUGAAAACAAAGACAGAUUAGACAAGGCUGAGAUACGAUUAGCCAAGUCGGCAAUGCCAUCCAAUCUAGAUUUAAUUAAGCAGUUAGAUAAUAAAGCAGCCAAGCAAGGAAAGAAAGCUGAUACGUUCUCAUUUGGUCGUGCCUCUCAAGCUCUUUCUUUGUUACAGCUGAAAGAUGUUGUUUUGUCUACUGCUGUUGAUAUGCGUCGAAUAGUUCCCAUGCCAGUUGUUACACCUUCUGGUGUUAGUUCCAGGUCAGUGUCACCUUUCUCACGGAAACCUAGCCCCCCGCGCUCAGCAACACCCAUUCCUACUGCAUCAGGACUUUCUUUUUAUAAAAGCGGCAGUGAUAGUUUGAAGAAGACUAACGAACUUUUGAAUCAAGAAAUUCUCAAAUUACGUGCUCAGGUUAACAGCCUGAGACAUCGUUGUGAACUUCAAGAAUUGGAGUGUCAGAAAUCAACUGAGAAAGCUCAGGAAGCUAUGGCUAUGGCUGUGGAGGAAUCUGCCAAGUCCCGAGCUGCCAAAGAAGUGAUAAAAUCACUUGCAGCACAGCUCAAAGAUAUGGCUGAGAGGUUGCCACCUGGGGUUUAUGACACAGACUGCAUGAGGCUGGCUUCCCUGUCUAAUGGCUUGGAGCCAAAUGGCGUUAACUAUGUUGAUGCAAAUGGAGAGCAUCCUUCAAGAUCUGAUAAAAGGAACAGCUCUUGCUUAGCCUCGCCUACAGGAAUCGAGACUGCUGCAGUAAAUGGAACACGGCCCCCAACUGAGUUGUUGAGGGGGACAGCUGGAAGCAAGGAAACUAACCCAUACAAUCAAAGCCAGUGGCUUUUAAACUCGAAUCAGAGGGAUGAUCAUUCAGAUGUCAAACUUCCCAAUGGCGAUGUAGGGGUUCAAGGAGAAAACCAUGUUGAGGCUGUUCACAGCAAGGAAUCUGGGCCUCUCAAAGACGGUGAGAAUGGCAUAGAAUCUAGGAAUUCUGAAGUGCCUGUUAACAAUGAUCAAGUUGAGGCUGAGUGGAUUGAACAGUAUGAGCCUGGUGUAUAUAUAACACUUGUAGCUCUCCGGGACGGAACUAGAGAUCUUAAGCGAGUGCGCUUCAGCCGGAGAAGAUUUGGAGAGCACCAGGCAGAGACUUGGUGGUCAGAGAACCGUGAAAAGGUUUAUGAAAGGUACAAUGUUCGGGGAUCAGACAAGUCAUCAGUCUACGGCCAGUCUGCUCGUAGAUCUGAAGGAGCUGUCUCGCCAUCUAGCCAACUUUGA
Ilex paraguariensis (yerba mate) is the source of this 3923-nucleotide messenger RNA. NCBI's taxonomy places the organism in Eukaryota, Viridiplantae, Streptophyta, Magnoliopsida, Aquifoliales, Aquifoliaceae. The record is from the annotation of a GenBank genome assembly.